Aspergillus welwitschiae is the source of this 429-nucleotide messenger RNA. RefSeq names its product sorting nexin-3. Gene Ontology annotation, biological process: endocytic recycling; late endosome to Golgi transport. The coding region runs from base 1 to 429 and encodes 142 amino acids. The record is from RefSeq and is a predicted model, not a curated record. Gene Ontology annotation, molecular function: phosphatidylinositol-3-phosphate binding. Gene Ontology annotation, cellular component: early endosome membrane; retromer complex. The transcript has 3 exons. Lineage: Eukaryota; Fungi; Ascomycota; Eurotiomycetes; Eurotiales; Aspergillaceae.
AUGCAAGCCGUCCCGGAAUCCCGCCAACAAACCUUCGAGGAGAUCUACGGUCCUCCCGAAAACUUCCUCGAGAUCGAAGUUAGGAAUCCCCAAACGCACGGCACCUCGCGCAACAUGUACACCUCGUACGAAAUCGUCUGCCGGACAAACAUCCCCGCAUUCAAACUCAAACAUUCCGUCGUGCGUCGCCGAUACUCCGACUUCGAGUACUUCCGGGAUAUACUGGAGCGGGAAUCGACGAGGGUCACGAUCCCGCCGUUACCGGGGAAGGUGUUUACGAAUCGGUUCUCUGAUGAUGUGAUUGAGCAUAGACGGGAGGGCUUGCAGCGGUUUUUGCAGAUUGUCGCCGGUCAUCCGCUUUUGCAGACGGGGAGUAAGGUUUUGGCCAGUUUUGUGCAGGAUCCGAAUUGGGAUCGGAAUGCGUGGUAA